AUGACUGAUAAAACUGAGCCUGAGAUUGUCUUAUACGACCUGGCCUGCACUAAGAAUGUGUGUUUUUCUCCAGUCGUCUGGCGCAUUCGCUUAAUGCUCAACUACAAACGCAUCCCUUAUCGCACGAUCUUCCUCGAAUUCCCGGACAUUGAGCCCACUCUCAAGGAGCUCGGUAUCGCCUGCCACGACUCGGGUUCGGGAUCUAAACAUAAAUACACUGUCCCAGCCAUCUACCAUGUGUCUACCGAUACAUACAUCAUGGACUCACCGGCCAUUUCCAAGUUCCUCGAGUCAACGUACCCAAGCCCGCCGGUGCAACUGACGUCUGGGCUGGGCCGCGAGAUUGAACUUAAAGCGCGCACUACACUUGCUCCCGCCUUUGCGGCUUCAGUAAUGCCGCGUGAGAUAAACAUCCUGUCUCCGCGGUCGAAGGAGUACUUCCGCCGCACGCGCGAGGCUUUCAUUGGGCGCCGGCUUGAGGACCUAUGCGCUGACUCUGAAAAGGAGGAACAAGCCUGGGAUGCCAUCGCGGAUGACAUGCGUGCCGUCGGUGAGUUGAUGCUGACGAACAAGGCUGAAGGACCGUUUGUGCUAGGUGCCCAUCCAAGUUAUACCGACUUUUUCAUCACAGGAAGUCUCCAUUCAGCCAGGAUGGUAGAUGAGGCUGUGUUUCAGAGGAUUGUCAAAUUUUCUGGUUUCAAGGAUAUUUAUGAGGCAUGCCUACCUUACAUGGAGAAAAGGGAUUGA
Molecule: messenger RNA, 747 nt
Organism: Clonostachys rhizophaga
Lineage: Eukaryota; Fungi; Ascomycota; Sordariomycetes; Hypocreales; Bionectriaceae
Source: the annotation of a GenBank genome assembly